CAAGUGUCCCAGCAGCUGAUACCAACUGCUCUAUAUAUAGCCUUCAGGGCCUGGCCACUGCAUUAGAGCAAACAGCCCGAACUAACACGCCACAUGGUUUUUACUUUCUGGUAGUCAAAGGAAUAAGAGAGUAGUUUUUGUUUUAGUUUAGCACAAGAAUUAGAAUGAACAAGCCCAAAAUUGUCAGACCGGAGGAGAGUCAGCCAGCACAUGCACUGUGGUUUGACAGAAAGAAAUAUGUCACAGUCAACUUUAUGGUUCACAAACCUAAAGAUGUCCAGGUCGAUAUCCAGACAGACAAAAUGAUUUUAUGCUGCAAAAACAACUCAGAUGACGUGAUCUACAAUGAGCUGUACUUCUACGACAAAGUUCUAAUUCAUGAUUCCAGAGAAAGAGUCUACGAUCGCUCCAUCCAUGUCUUGCUGAGGAAGAUUAAGCCUGAUUUUGCAUGGCCUCGUCUUCAGAGGGAUGAAGCUAAGCCCAGCUGGAUUGCUGUAGACUUUGAUAACUGGAGGGACUGGGAGCAUGAAGAAGACGAGGGACAGGACGAGUUCUAUAGAUAUGCCGAUAUGAUCCAAGAAAUGACUACCAGUAAUAAAGGUGCAGCACCAGAUAUGGGUGAUCUUAGUGAUUCUGACUGAGACUCACUGUGCUCUCUCUCCGGUGACUUUAUUGCUCAGGAUACUGAAGACAACGUUUGCUGAAGCUUGUCAUGUUUGCAGAUGAUUUGAUAUGAUAUUGUCCACAAUACUGUUUAUACAUAUGUGAUAUUUUAUAUGGGUUAUUUAUUAUUAUCCACUGUACACUGACAUAUCAUGUAUCAUGUCAAUUUUAAUAAACAUUAGUUUUAUCAA
Dicentrarchus labrax (European seabass) is the source of this 854-nucleotide messenger RNA. It is a transcript of the gene ptges3l, whose product is annotated as prostaglandin E synthase 3 like. The transcript is spliced from 7 exons. The record is from RefSeq and is a predicted model, not a curated record. Gene Ontology annotation, cellular component: cytosol; nucleus. NCBI's taxonomy places the organism in Eukaryota, Metazoa, Chordata, Actinopteri, Moronidae. Gene Ontology annotation, molecular function: Hsp90 protein binding; protein-folding chaperone binding. The coding region runs from base 165 to 641 and encodes 158 amino acids. Gene Ontology annotation, biological process: chaperone-mediated protein complex assembly; protein folding.